AUGCAGACUGCUUCUACAAACAUUUGUGAAAGCAUGGGUUGCUCUCAGGAGCUCAGUGAAUUCAAGCGUGGUACAGUGAUAGGUUGCCACCUGUGCAAUAAGUCCAACCAUGAAAUUUCCUUGCUACUAAAUAUUCCACGGUCAACUGUUAUUGGCAUUAUAACAAAGUGGGAACAACAGCAAUUCAGCCACGAAGUGAGCAGGGUCAGCACAUGCUGAAGCACACAGUGCACAGAAGUCACCAACUGUCUGUAAAGUCAAUAGCUAAAGACCUCCAAACUACCUGUGACCUUCAGAUUAGCACAACAACAGUGCAUAGAGAGCUUCAUGGAAUAGGUUUCCAUGGUCAA
This is a messenger RNA of Staurois parvus, 350 nucleotides long. The record is from the annotation of a GenBank genome assembly. Lineage: Eukaryota; Metazoa; Chordata; Amphibia; Anura; Ranidae.